Messenger RNA from Fonsecaea pedrosoi CBS 271.37, 1827 nucleotides. RefSeq lists its product as uncharacterized. Bases 1 to 1827 code for a protein of 608 amino acids. NCBI's taxonomy places the organism in Eukaryota, Fungi, Ascomycota, Eurotiomycetes, Chaetothyriales, Herpotrichiellaceae. Gene Ontology annotation, cellular component: plasma membrane. The transcript is spliced from 4 exons. The record is from RefSeq and is a predicted model, not a curated record. Gene Ontology annotation, molecular function: water channel activity; glycerol channel activity. Gene Ontology annotation, biological process: glycerol transmembrane transport; water transport.
AUGGAGAACAGUGAACAGGCAAACAGCCCAGAGGGUGCGUCGAGGGUGUCAACACGAACCUCAGGUCGGGUGCUCUCCAGAGACUACGCCGAGCAAACCCUAUCGAGGUCGCCGUCCCAGCAUCAAUCUCGUUCUAGGUAUCCCGACUUCAACUUUGGCCCGGCUUCACUGCGUCAUCGCAUCAGUAGCCUUCAAACAAGUCCGAACCCAAGUCCUGGUCCAGCACGAACUUGGGGGAGAGAUUAUGCGGAUUCCAGCAGAAGAUCUGUUGUCAUUGCUGCGCCUUCAGCGAGAGGAGAUGCCACCGAUACUGCGUCCCGAAAAUUCUCCCUCGCUGGCCCACCUCCUCUGGAUACCUUGGCCGCCAACCAACCGUACAUUGACCCAGGAUACACACAACUCAAUCCGGCAUAUGAUCAACCAACAAAUGUCAGACCCGUGUGGGGACUUGCUAAACCGUUGCCUCGUGUGCUGAGACCAGGCAUGGUUCCAGCGAAGGACGAGCUUGAGAAAGAAGUCCAAGACGAAGAAAGAGAAGCACAACAGCCGCUGAUGGCAGAUAUCGAAGCCGGCAGGAUUGAACCCUCCCUAAGGCCAGACAAGGUGUCUUCGCAAUUGGACACUAUCCGACGCGAGAGAGAAAUAUCCCUGUAUCGAGCCUAUCAAAACCAGUACCAAGAGUCACCGGCAUUUUCACCCUUUGGUGCCGCCAGAAGAACUUCAGACGCACUGACCGAAACACCGCACACGUGGAUUCGACCAGAAGAUACAAUCGAGGAAGAAGCAGGCUCCGAGUCUCAACAGGCGGAACAGAUUGAACCACCAGAGCUGUCACUACCCGAAGCAGUGGCAAAUGUGAAGCGAGCAAAGGAGGAGGAAGAGGAAUGGAAAGACGACCCCUACGAGGAUGCAGUUCCGUUGGCAGCGUAUCAGGCCGAAGAUGAAGAAAUCCACAAUCUGCACACAUACUGGUCCAUUAUUCGGCUGCGUUUUCGAGAACCGUUGGCCGAGCUACUAGGAAUCACGGUUCAAUACACACUUGGUUUCAGCGCCAAUCUGUCAAUGACUGUCUCGCGCGGAGCAGCCGGCGUCAAUGAUACGGGAACCUGGGCAUGGGGUUUCGCGACCAUGUUAGCCAUCUACAUCGCGGGCGGGAUAUCCGGCGCUCAUCUGAACCCUGCGAUAUCACUAAUGCUCUACAUCUACCGUGGAUUUCCGUUGCGCAAAAUCCCCGUCUACGUCGCAGCACAGAUGCUCGGCGCUUUUCUGGCGGCUUUGGUUGCCUUUGGCAUUGGUUCGACUUCAGUCUUUCCAGUGGCGUCGCCGAUGUCAACAGUAGUAUUAUCUAACUUCCUCACCUUCCCCCGCGCUGCCUGGGUUGAUAGCGGCACGGCAUAUCUUGCCGAACUUGCGGGCACCACCAUCCUAACUAUCUCGGUUCUCGCCCUCGGUGACGACACCAAUGCUCCUCCUGGGGCCGGGAUGAACGCCUUUAUAGUCGGCUUGCUAGUUACUGUCCUUGGCAUGGCAUUUGGAUAUAUCACCGGUCUAGCCAUGAACCCAGCACGCGACUUUGGCCCCCGCCUUGCAAUGCUCGUUCUCGGCCACGGCAACUUCAAAACCCUCUUCGCGGACGGCUAUUGGUUCAAAGUCGCAUGGUUAGGGCCCAUAAGCGGUGCUAUUCUGGGGGGCCUCCUUUACGACGCAGCUAUCUUCGUUGGGGGCGAAAGUCCCGUGAAUUAUCCCACGAGGCGGAUCCGACGGGCUGCGCGGAAGUGGAGGAAGCGAUGGAGAGCGAGGAUGAACUUUCGACGCACAAGACGGUGA